Cokeromyces recurvatus is the source of this 1074-nucleotide messenger RNA. Its product is annotated as mitochondrial carrier domain-containing protein. Gene Ontology annotation, molecular function: sulfate transmembrane transporter activity; thiosulfate transmembrane transporter activity; succinate transmembrane transporter activity. The record is from RefSeq and is a predicted model, not a curated record. NCBI's taxonomy places the organism in Eukaryota, Fungi, Mucoromycota, Mucoromycetes, Mucorales, Mucoraceae. Gene Ontology annotation, biological process: oxaloacetate transport; phosphate ion transmembrane transport; malate transmembrane transport. The coding region runs from base 77 to 1051 and encodes 324 amino acids. The transcript has 3 exons.
UUUUUUUUUUUUUUUUUAACCCCAUACUUUUAAUAAUUAUUAUUAUUUAAAAAAAAUAAACGGGCAAAACCAACAGAUGCUUGCUACUACACUAAAGCCUUCAUUAGAAACAAAUUCAACCAUCAUUUCACCUUUAAAACAACCCAAAUACAGUCAAACACAAGCCUCACCUUUUUGGUUUGGUGGAGCUGCCUCUUGUCUUGCCACAUUUGUUUCUCAUCCAUUUGAUCUCACAAAAGUUAGACUUCAAACUUUACAUUUAGAAAAUACAACAUUCUGGUCUGAAUUCAAACUUUUAAGUCCUUCUCGCAUGUUCAAGACGAUUUGGUCUAUUGCUAGACAUGAGGGAUUUACUGCUCUGUAUAGUGGUCUUUCCGCAAGUUUGCUAAGACAAGGUACUUAUUCAACAAUACGAUUUGGUUUAUAUGAUCAGUUCAAAUGGUAUGUGGCAGGUGAUCAAAAACCUACUGUACGUCAAUUGAUAUUUUGUUCUACAAUGGCAGGUGCAUUAGGUGGAGCAUUUGGUAAUCCCAGUGAUGUAGUUAAUGUGCGCAUGCAAAAUGAUGGACAAUUACCAGUUAAUCAAAGACGAAAUUAUAAAAACGUGGUGGAUGGACUGAUAAGGAUUUGUAGAGAAGAGGGACCUAAAGUAUUAUUAAGAGGAGUUGGAUCAAGUACAAAUCGUGCCAUCUUAAUUACAGUAUCUCAAAUGUCAAGUUAUGAUAUGUUUAAACAAAAAUUAAUAGAUAAGCUAAACUUCAAGGAUGGACUCGUUAGUCAUUUUAUAUCAAGUUUAUUAGCUGGACUUGUGGCAACUACAGUUUGUUCACCUUUAGACGUUGUAAAGACACGCAUUAUGAGUGCAACUUAUUUAGAUGACAGGAAAAGAAAUCCAAUUAAAAUUAUGACUUGUAUGGUAAAAACAGAAGGAUUUGGAUCAUUAUUUCGUGGAUGGAUGCCUGCAUUUGUUAGAUUAGGCCCGCAUACGAUUGUUACUUUUAUUGUACUUGAGCAACUAAAAGAAUGGCAUAAGAAAAAGACACUAUUAUAGAUUCUAUUUAUUUAUUUAUUUAU